AUGACAAGGCGAAUGUUUUGUCGUAAAGUAGAACUUGCUUCAAAAGAAGCUGCCGAGGUAGAGAUUCCUGUGCCAUGGGGUCGGAUUGCCGAAUAUGUUGGAAUAACGGCAGCCAAGUGGUGGGGCCCCAAGGAUAAGCAGCCUAUUCUAACAUUCCAUGGCUGGCAAGAUAAUGCAGGAUCCUUUGAUCACCUGGCACCGCUACUUAACAGUCCUAUCCUGGCCAUCGAUCUUCCCGGUCAUGGGUUCUCAAGUUGGCUACCAACUGGAAUUUUAUACUCAGAGAUGAUUCACGUGAUACUAAUCUACAGAAUAAAGGAGUACUUUGGUUGGAAAGAUGUUAGACUCUUAGGUCACUCUUGGGGCUGUAUGUUCCAUUUCUAUUAUGCAUCGCUGUAUCCAGACCACACAAAAUUUGUGAUCUCUAUCGAUGCUUUAAAAUAUGAGUCAAGACAUGUUCCUGAACACAGUCAAGCACUUGCUAAUGGUAUACCAAAAUUAUUAGCUGUAGAGAACCAAAGGACUCCACCACCGAGCUACUCGGAGGCCGAUCUCAUGAAAAGAUGGAUUGAAGCUACAAAUAACUCCAUCGACGAGAAAGCAUGUAAAACCCUUAUGAUUAGAGGAGCCCGUAAAUUAAAAAAUGGAUCAUACGUAUUUAGCAGGGAUCCAAUAUUGAAAUUGAGAUUCGUGUAUGCUGGCUACACUCACGAUCACCUGCGACAGAUAGCAAACCUUAUUAGAAAUCCUUACUUAGUCGUCAAAGCCGAGGGAUUGCAAUUAAUUGAAAGUGACGAGAACUUUUAUGACAUUGCAAAUAUAUUGAAAACAACCUGCAGUGAGUUUCGACUCGAAUGCUUACCCGGAACUCACCAUUUACACAUGUUGCAACCUAAACGGGUAGCCGAUGUGAUCAAUUCCUUUUUAGAAAAGCAUAAUACAUAGCUUUUUAGUGAAAAAGCCAAUCUUGAAAAAUGGAGACAGUGAAUGUUGCAUAACGAUGUGAGACCAUCGAAAGUCGUACUCAGUCUGAAUAUUUCUAAACGAUCACUGCUUCACCGAGUUUACCCUUAGACGGUUCAAGUAUUUCAAGUAAUUAUUUUAAGUAUUUAUUUAUGUUCCUACUAGAGCGUCGAUCUCUAAAUAAAGAAUUCCCAAACCGAA
Messenger RNA from Orussus abietinus, 1164 nucleotides. Its product is annotated as probable serine hydrolase. The record is from RefSeq and is a predicted model, not a curated record. The transcript has 2 exons. The coding region runs from base 1 to 945 and encodes 314 amino acids. NCBI's taxonomy places the organism in Eukaryota, Metazoa, Arthropoda, Insecta, Hymenoptera, Orussidae.